CUCUUUGUUGCACGAGACCAUGAUAAUUCAAAGAUGUUUGAAUUCGCCCGGUUCUUGGAAACUUGGGUAAAAUUUCGAUCUUAGCUAAUGUGUCUGCUAGUGAGUAUGGUUGUAUCAGGAAUCGAGGUAAUGACACUAUGAGAUUGCAAUUCAGUUUUUUAUUCCCGUCUAGUUUAGGCACCUUUCCUGCAGGCCCUACCGCUAUGUUCGUGUUUAGCAGAACUUCUCUUCAUAUGUAUUGUAUGCCGGUGAUGGUUUAUCUUUGUGCAUUUGCUCUGAUGACCUCUAGUUCUAGUCACUCAAAUCUUGCCGCCAUCAAGGUGCAAAAUUAAGUUGCUAGCUCCAGUUAACUAACGGGGCGAUUGUUGCUGCAGCUAAUUAUGAGACUCAAGUUAUUCGUAGUGUAUUUUAUCUACCAGCAACUAUCCAGGCAUAUGAACCUGUGAUUGUAGGUUGGAAGCUGUGCUGUCUAUUGGUACUCAUCUAAUCCCACACCCAAGAAAGGCUGCAAGUGGUGGAGAAGAUGCUUUCUUUGCCAAUAGCGAUGCUGGCGGAGUAUUUGCCAUUGCAGAUGGUGUUUCAGGUCAUUCUCUUAUCUACUGACAGAUGGGCAGAAAAGGAUGUCAAUCCAGCUCUGUUUUCACGAGAGCUCAUGAGAAACAGCUCUAAUUUUCUCAACGACGAGGAGGUCAAUCGUGAUCCUCAGACUCUUCUCAUGAAAGCUCAUGCUGCAACUUCUUCUAUUGGAUCUGCAACAGUAAUCAUCGCCAUGCUAGAGAAGACUGGGACUCUGAAAAUUGCAAGUGUGGGAGAUUGUGGUUUGAAAGUUAUUCGUAAAGGCCAAGUAAUGUUUUCUAUAUCCCCUCAAGAACAUUACUUUGACUGUCCAUACCAGAUAAGCUCCGAGUCAGCUGGUCAAACAUAUCAGGAUGCACUGGUUUGCAGUGUAAAUCUCAUGGAUGGUGAUAUGAUUGUGAGUGGUUCAGAUGGACUUUUUGACAAUAUCUUUGAUCAAGAGAUUAUUUCCAUAAUUUCUGAGUCGCCAGGAGUAGAUGAAGCUGCAAAAGCAUUGGCGGAGCUUGCAAGAAAGCAUUCAGUUGAUGUCACAUUUGAUUCGCCCUACUCAAUGGAGGCCCGGAGUAGGGGUUUCGAUGUUCCCUGGUGGAAGAAGCUACUUGGAGCCAAACUAAUAGGUGGUAAGAUGGAUGACAUUACAGUUGUUGUCGCAAAAGUGAAGAAAGUAUUGGUCCCAGAAGACGAGGGUGGUGUCAUAGAAGAACGGAAAGUGAAUGAGCAAGGCAUUGCUGUUGCAGAAGAACAGAAAGGGAAUGAGCCGGGCAUUGCUGUUGCUGUUGCAUCCGCUGAACAAAGUGAAGAAUGAUCAAUAGCUAUCUUGAGUUCUUGAUCCGCCGACAUUUUCACUCAUUUAUUUUUUCUGCAAUGGUGUGUUAUGCUGCAAGUAAAGAAGUUGAAGAGAAACACAGUUUGUGUGAUUGUGUGUAGCUGUGCAUAUAUGUACUUCCUCCCAGAUUGGGUUUAAUAUGAAUGAAAAUAUGCAGUCAAGUCAGCUGCAACUUGCA
This is a messenger RNA of Setaria italica (foxtail millet), 1580 nucleotides long. RefSeq names its product probable protein phosphatase 2C 1. The transcript has 11 exons. The record is from RefSeq and is a predicted model, not a curated record. NCBI's taxonomy places the organism in Eukaryota, Viridiplantae, Streptophyta, Magnoliopsida, Poales, Poaceae. Bases 524 to 1381 code for a protein of 285 amino acids.